AUGUCGACAUCAAUUAGUCAAAAUGAAAAAAAGGGACCUGAAAAAUAUAUUGCAGUUAGUCCGGAAGGCGACUUUCUAGUUGAAUUUGUAGUGAAAAAUUUGGUUGAUUUAGAAUUCGAAUUACAAAUAUAUAAUAUUAAAAAUUCGGAUAAUGCAGAUGGUUCAAUAUUAGAGAACGACUCGGAACAAAAGGAUGGCAUGAAACCAGAGAGCGACCCAGAGCUAGAAGAUGGCCAGAAAUUAUCGUACAGAAAAUUUCCCAGCAUCCCUACCACAUUUAAAUUCACUGAUAGGCAACUAAAUUUGAUUAAAAAUCAACAUGAAGACAUAUUUAGGUGGUCCGUUGCCGUGUCAGAUAAAUCAACUAUUAGCUCAUCGGAAUUUAGAUUAUUAGCAAUAUCUUGUAUCAAUCUUAAAGACAUAAAGUAUUUUAAGGAAAAUCUUAACAAAAUCCAUCCAACAGAAAUUCAUAACCAUGGAUUUACUUUCAUCUUCAUUAUUAAUAUUACUAAUAAUGAUUAUUCAAUUAGUAAUAUUAACGAUAAGAAAUUACCUAUUAAUUAUGGUGGAAUAGUUAAAUUGUUUUCUAAAAAAGACUAUAUAAAUAAUCAAAGUGCUGAAAAGGAUAAACGAGCGGACAAAAGAAGUCAAAAUGCUGACGGACACAUUCUUAUUAUAUUAACACUUUCAGGGAUCUAUAAGUAUCACAUGAAAAACAUAUUUAUUAAUAGCAUACAAAAGUUAAAGUAUCCGAAAAGAAUAUACAAUGCCAUCAUUGAUAAUGUGAAUCAUUCAUUUACUAUAUUUUACGAAUCAGAGAGAUAUACAUAUGAUAACAUAUGCUAUUAUAUUAAAUAUUGCUUAAAUAAAGAGUAUUUUUUGGUUCGUACUAUGAAAGAAGACAUCAAAUAUAUGGAACUUUACGAUUUAAGGACAAACCAAUUAGUGAAUACCUUUCAGAUGCAGAAUUUAUCCAGAACACUAUAUAUAGAACUUUCUCCUCUUUACGCAAUAUCAACCAAUGGUAAAUUAAUUGCAUAUGCAUCGUCAGUGAUUAGAGAAAUAAAAAUAUAUUUGACCGAAAGUGGUAUUGAAAUAGUGAGAAAACUUGUAAUAGAUACUGCAGCCUCAACAUUCCAAUUUAUGAAUUUUUUUCACAAUGAUGAGAUGCUUCUUGUAAUUUCAGAAAGUAAAUGGUUUGUCUGGGAUAUUUUUGGUUCAUUACAAGAUUCUAAUAAAUUAGAGGAUUUAGGAUUUAUAAUAGAACAUCCAUUAAAUUUUGAUGAAAUAGAACAAUCAAAUUCAUUAAUGGUCAUUGAUAAAGGUGGCGAGUUAGCUAUUUAUGAUGAUUUGAUCAUAGACAAAUAUUUGAAAUAUUUAAAGAAAGGUGAUGAACAAAAUUGGAAAAAUUUAUCAAGUGAUUAUUUUUUGAGGCAAGAUCUUGAUAAUAAUAAUAUCCGAGAUCUUCAGGAUGAAGAAUCAAAAUUAGAUGAAUAUCAUAGUAUACUUGAACCCUGGUUAAUAAACACUGACAGAAGACAUUCACGAUAUUCAUUCUAUCUUGAUGAGAAAAAAGAAAAAUUUCUUUUAAUUGGAAAUCAUACAAUUCAAGUUUGGCAUGAUCAAGGACCAAAAGAAGGUCCUAAAUCGAGAACUCUUGAAUUCAUUCAUGUGCCCUUAUCUCACUUGCCACUUAAUUAUAGCCAAGAUUUAAAUAAGACGAAUUGGUCUGAAUUCAAAUCUAUAAAAGUAAUAGACAUCAAUUAUUGCAUCGGAAAAUUCAAGCUUAAUAUUCAGAUUGAAGAUGAAACUUCUGAAAAUCAAGUUGAAAAUACUUUUCAAAUCAAAAUGGAAAAUAGAAAUGAUAUUAUAGUUGCAGUAAAAUAUGCUUGUUAUUCACUUAAAUAUUUAUCUGUUUAUAAAAAGUUUGAAUUGUUUUUUGAGGAUCUAAAAUUAGAAUACGAAAAUAUCGUUGAACAAACACGAAAAAUAAUAUUGAGAUUUAUUAGAAUGUAUCCAAAUGAAUGGCGAUUGUUAGAUAUUCGUUGUGAUUUAAUGAGUGUACUUAUUGAAACGAGGGAUUAUGAACUUUUAAACGACAUUCUAUCGUUUAAAGAACCGCUUCAUAUACCACAACAUCUUUCUUGGACAGGUGGAAUAAGUACUAUUCGUACUGCCUUUUCAGAAUCUUUCGCAUAUUAUGCUCAAAAAUUAUUUUAUAAUCCUUGCUUUUGUGACAAGCAAUUAGACUUAACCUCUUUUAAAUUUCUCGAAAUUUCUCCAAAGUCAAAUGAUUUAUUAAAAGUUUAUAUUCCUAUAAUACAGUUGAUUCCACAAGAUUCUGAGUUGCAACUACAAGACAUCGAUUAUGGUAAAAUUGUUGAUAUUCGAAUGGUCCCUUUAACAGAUUUUACAACAAACAAGAAAGUAUCUGACAUUAGAGAAAGAAAAUUUACAGAUUUUUUAAAGCUUUUGGUUUCUCCUGGUCAAUAUUCAUCUCUUGAGGAUGAGGAUUAUAGUCCAUUUAUUAAAUUCAUAAAAAAAGGUGAACGUGAUAUUUUAUAUGAAAACCCAUCAAUGGGAGCUGUCAUGAAUUGGAUAUUUAUUCUUCUCGGUUAUCCCUCUUACAUUGGGUUAAAUGAUUCUUCAACAACAUAUGAUCCAUUUGCUAAUCUUCUUGAUUCUAUACUUUCAGUAUAUGAUUGGUCUUCAAUUUCAUUUGAUAUUUGGUAUUUUUGGCCACUUACUAUAGUUAGUAUAGUUGGCAGUUUUAUUUUUGUGAUGAUAUUACAGAAUAUAAUCAUUUCAUUCAUGAGUGAUGCUUUUUCAGAUGCAGUCACCGAUAGUAAACUUGGUGUAUAUCGUUUUCAAAUUGAUCUGAUUCAUGAAUUUGCUCUUCUCGAAAAAUCAUUAGAAUUUAAUGAUCUAGAUUCCAAGUUUAAAGAUAAAAUAAGAGCAAAGUAUAUUUGUUUUUAUGAUGAUCCGAAUAUUACAAAACCUUGGAAAGAAACAUCGGAAAAAAUGAUAUCAAAACAAUAUCCUAAUAUUCAAACUGUAAAUAAGAGCAAUUUUGAAUCUUGGUCAUACAAUGAUUGUGAAUUCUUUUGGGGAAAAUAA
Messenger RNA from Dentiscutata erythropus, 3117 nucleotides. The record is from the annotation of a GenBank genome assembly. Lineage: Eukaryota; Fungi; Glomeromycota; Glomeromycetes; Diversisporales; Gigasporaceae.